This is a messenger RNA of Drosophila albomicans, 1770 nucleotides long. RefSeq lists its product as uncharacterized. Bases 220 to 1689 code for a protein of 489 amino acids. Gene Ontology annotation, cellular component: dystrophin-associated glycoprotein complex; sarcolemma. The record is from RefSeq and is a predicted model, not a curated record. The transcript is spliced from 5 exons. Lineage: Eukaryota; Metazoa; Arthropoda; Insecta; Diptera; Drosophilidae.
GUAAUGCCGCAAAAUGAGAAUGAAUAGAGGAGCAGUUGUGUUCUUAGAUAAUAGCUCAUGCCAAGUUGUUGCCAAUCGAUUUCAAGGCGCACACAGAAGAUAACCGUGAUCAAGAGAGACACGCUAUGAGCCAAUAAUAAGGUACAAACAAAGUGAAAAGCGAAAACGAGAACAACAACAACAAAAUAUCUACAACCGAGAAUCGAGAAAACAAAAGCAAUGAAUCAAGAAAACAUUCGUCCAAUAAGCACCUAUGACAAUUUGAGUGCAAGGUCUGCUGCAGCAACAGCAACCGCAGCAGCAGCUAGCAGCAAUAUCAAUACUAAUUCUAACACAAAUACCAAUACAAAUAGCAAUAGCAUUAGCAAUGCAUCCCAACCGAAAGUACAACAAUUAGGCAGUAACACAAGUGCAACACAGCCAAGCGGCACUAUCGAUAAUGGAAUCUCCGGCUAUCAGAACGCAACUGCUGAAACCCACCAACAACAACACAAUCCGUCAAGCUCGGAUCUGAAUGAGACGAGAGCGAACAACAGCAUUGCGGCAGUGAGAGCGGCAUUAAGCGAUGCCAAGUGCAAAUUCUUUGGCAUCAACAAUUACGAGUAUGACGCCUUGCAUCCUUCGGCUGCAGCUGUGUCGCUGUCACCAUCAUCAGAUGCAACAAAUAAUAGUGGCUGCCAGGCACAAGGAACGAAAGCAACAUCCAACUAUGCGAAUGUGAUUGAUGCCAGUCCCAUAUCCGUUUCCGUUUUGCCGGAAGCAAGCGGUUUGCAGCCGAUGAAAACAACAACAACAGCAACUUCUUCCACAUUCACACCAGACAGAGCGCUGCCCUAUGGCACCACAUAUGAGCAGAUUCCAUUAAGUGAUCUUGAUAUUCCGCAGCCAUCGCAGGCUGUCUACAUGAGCACAACCGUGCCGCAGAACAUUAAGGGCAUGAAGAUUGCCGGACGACAUACGCCAACCCGAAAUAGUCUGCGACACAGUCGCAUGAUUGUUGUAAAUAAUAAAACACGGCACAGUAUACAUGAAUCAUAUUCCUCACAUAUACGCAAUUUGAACUUGUCACGCCAGCUGCUGAUAUUUCAGCUAGCAAUUGGUCUGCUCAUCGUGUGUCUUUCCGUUUGGAUACUUAUCCUGGCACCCAACGCAUCCAUACUGAUCAAUCCGUACCUAAGUGGCUUAUCGCUUUUGCUGGCCAGUAUUGCCGGUUUAAUACUUUUAGGACGGAAUCGACGAUCGGAGUAUCAGCGAUCCUAUCACAACUGUUACAAAGUCUUAUUGGUCGAAUCCUAUGUAUUCUGCACUCUGGCGCUAAUCUUCUGCAGCUUGGCUUUGGUCUGUGCGGCAAUCGAGUUUGCUGAGGUCAACUCAUCGCUGGCAUCGGGUGAUGCAGCUUGUGGACCUGCCACAAGCUCGUUAUUAAACUACCGCAACUGUACCUGCUUGACGGAAAUCCCAACUACAGAAUCAGAAGCAGAAUCAGAGAUAACCACAGAUAACACAGGCAGUCAGUCAACCAACGAGAGCGAUAGUCUAAAUUGUCAGGCGAUUGGUGGAGAGUGGAAAUAUAUUUUGGGAUGCUCCAUGGCUCUGAACACAGCGGGCAUAGUUGCCACCUUUUUGUAUAUCAUGAUAUACAUUUGCUGUUAUCGUAGCAGUCGAAAACAUUUCAACACUUCUAUAUAACAAACAACACACACUUUGUAUCUCAAUGCAUAAAUAAAAAAAGAGAAAUACACAAUCGUCUAUAAGAAACGUGGUGUUUAA